AGAUUUAAAAACAAAUCUGAAACUAAAAUCCCUUUUAGUUUGAUAUUUAUUCUUUUGUGAUCUACUCGAUCUCAAAUAAUUCUUUUAGAAGAAUAAACAGAGUUGUUUUCUUCGUGAAAAGAAAAAGAGUUCAAGGAAAAUGGGAUUGAGGUGUGAAGUCUGUGAAGUAGAGUAGUAUCUCUUGAUGCCUCCGGUGUGCUUAAGGUGCGAAAGAGAUAGUGAGUGACGCAGAGUACACGGGCAAAGCUGAUCGUACCUCAAACCACUUGAUAUGCUCCUCAUCAACGCAGGUAAAUACGUGAAUGUGUCGACAAUACAAUAAAAGGUGUAUCAAAUUUUUCAUAAAAAUACCCAUGUGUUGACUCUUACCUUUACCUAUCUUGUUCUUCGUGUUCUUUGUGCAGUGUAAAAUUUCUGAUCAUGUAGAAUGAAAGUGUUCAUCAUUGAAAAAUUUUCAUAGCUCAUAACAGGGCUUAAAAGUAAAAAUUUCUUUGACAAUUUCAAUGGGUUCAGUGUGAAAAGACAUCAAGUAAAAUGAAAUUAGCGAGCAGAAUUAAAUGUCUCGGAUAUUUUCUCUAUAGUUACGCAAUUUUCUUAGCGGCAUGUGGAGGAGUUCUUGUAGUUUUCGGAGGAUACAUCCUCUAUCAUCAUCUGGGAUACAAUCUCCUAGUUGAAGGAGGUGCCUGGGGUCCAAGCACGGCUAUCUUGUGCCUAGGAUUGGUCACACUCUUUGUAUCGUGGAUGGGAUGGAAUGCUGUGGCCAAGAGAAAUCGAUGUCAGCUCUAUUUAUUUGGAACAUCUCUUCUGGGAGUUAUUCUCAUAAGCAUUUUCAUAACAAUCUGGUCUCUGACCACAAGAAAAGACAUCAAUGGGACAGCUAUAGCACCUGUAGAGGAAUCCUUUGCUGACUUCCUCUCCGAAAGCAACACCCUCAAUGACCACAGCCACCUGUGGAAUCGUUUGCAGUCUGAAAUGCAAUGCUGUGGCGUACAUGGCAUUACAGAUUACAUCAAAACUUCAAUUCCAUGGUCAUGCUGUCGUCGGCCAGAAGAUCCUUCAGAUCCACGAUGUCUGGCAUCCUAUCAGCGUGGCUGUUUAUUUGCUCUCACAGAUGAAACAAGACAGCGUCUUCUCUAUGUAUCAGUUGCUGCUCUUAUUUUCGCACUUGUUCAGGUCAUGGGAGUAUUUAUGACCGUUCAACUAGCAGUUUUGCUGAAAGAACAAGAGCAAGGGGGCGAUGUUGAGAGUCGCAUCAAUUCACGAAAUACCGAACUCUUGCCAUUCAAUGCUCAAGCAGAUGCAGGAAGGAAUCCUUCCGCUCCCACAGCCACAUCCAAAAGUACUCCUCCAUCGAGUCUUCACGAGAGUUUGCAUGCCGAUCUUAAAAGAGCUCAAGCACAUAGACUUUCAUCCAGUUGAUUGGUUUUUAAAAAUAAGACAAGUCACAAAAAAAAAGUUGGCAGAUUACUUUUAUAAGCAUUUGAUAUUUUUAUCAACAACGCCUUUAUAUACGAUUUUAUAAUGUUAGAAAGCAGAAAGAGUACCUAAUUUUUAAUUUGAAAAAUAAAACAUUUAAAUUAUUUAUUUUACAA
Molecule: messenger RNA, 1592 nt
Organism: Phlebotomus papatasi
Lineage: Eukaryota; Metazoa; Arthropoda; Insecta; Diptera; Psychodidae
Gene: TM4SF
Product: leukocyte surface antigen CD53
Exons: 4
Coding region: 535-1419 (294 amino acids)
Biological process (GO): protein maturation; protein localization to plasma membrane
Cellular component (GO): membrane
Source: RefSeq, a predicted model, not a curated record